This is a messenger RNA of Pistacia vera, 2413 nucleotides long. Its product is annotated as cleavage and polyadenylation specificity factor subunit 3-I. Lineage: Eukaryota; Viridiplantae; Streptophyta; Magnoliopsida; Sapindales; Anacardiaceae. The record is from RefSeq and is a predicted model, not a curated record. The transcript is spliced from 6 exons. Gene Ontology annotation, molecular function: 5'-3' exonuclease activity; RNA binding; RNA endonuclease activity. Gene Ontology annotation, biological process: mRNA 3'-end processing by stem-loop binding and cleavage. Bases 118 to 2202 code for a protein of 694 amino acids. Gene Ontology annotation, cellular component: mRNA cleavage and polyadenylation specificity factor complex.
AGAUAGGCGGGGAAACGAAAGUGAUUGAAAACUUGAAAUUAGGGUUUUUCCCCUCUCUGCACCGUUUUAUCAAAAACCUUUGAGCACGUGUGGCUUGAGCAUUUCUCAAAUUAAAGAAUGGCUUCAAUGGGACAAGCACCAUCCCUUAAAAGGCGGGAUGCUCCGUCCAAUAGAGAAGGGGAUCAACUUACUAUAACCCCUUUAGGAGCCGGCAAUGAAGUGGGUCGGUCCUGUGUGUACAUGUCCUACAAGGGGAAAACUAUUUUGUUCGACUGUGGAAUUCAUCCUGCUUACUCAGGCAUGGCUGCUUUGCCUUACUUUGAUGAGAUUGAUCCUUCAACAAUAGACGUCCUUCUCAUCACUCACUAUCAUCUGGAUCAUGCUGCAUCCCUACCUUAUUUUCUGGAGAAGACCACAUUCAAAGGCAGAGUGUUUAUGACUCAUGCAACAAAGGCUAUAUACAAGCUGCUUUUGACAGAUUAUGUGAAAGUGAGCAAAGUUUCAGUUGAAGACAUGUUGUUUGAUGAGCAAGACAUUAAUCGCUCCAUGGAUAAAAUUGAGGUUCUUGACUUUCAUCAAACGGUUGAGGUAAGUGGCAUUAAGUUCUGGUGCUAUACUGCUGGCCAUGUCCUUGGUGCUGCCAUGUUUAUGGUGGACAUUGCAGGUGUUCGAGUCCUCUAUACUGGAGAUUAUUCUCGAGAAGAAGAUCGCCAUCUCCGUGCUGCUGAGCUCCCACAAUUCUCUCCUGAUAUAUGCAUAAUUGAAUCCACUUAUGGUGUCCAGCUCCAUCAACCACGGCACAUUCGUGAGAAGCGCUUCACUGAUGUUAUUCACACAACUAUUUCUCAUGGUGGUCGUGUUCUAAUUCCAGCAUUUGCCCUUGGCCGUGCCCAAGAGCUUCUCCUAAUCCUUGAUGAAUAUUGGUCAAACCAUCCCGAGCUCCACAAUAUUCCAAUAUAUUAUGCUUCUCCACUUGCCAAAAAGUGUAUGGCUGUUUAUCAGACAUAUAUCCUUUCCAUGAAUGAGAGGAUUCGCAACCAGUUUGCAAACUCAAACCCCUUCAAAUUUAAGCACAUUUCACCAUUAAAUAGCAUGGAGGACUUCAAUGAUGUAGGCCCAGCGGUGGUGAUGGCCAGCCCUGGUGUACUUCAGAGCGGCUUGUCACGACAAUUAUUUGACAUAUGGUGCUCUGAUAAGAAAAAUGCUUGUGUCAUACCGGGUUAUGUUGUUGAAGGGACAUUGGCGAAAUCCAUAAUUAGUGAACCAAAAGAAGUGACUCUUAUGAAUGGUCUCACCGCUCCUCUCAACAUGCAGGUCCAUUACAUAUCCUUCUCUGCCCAUGCAGACUAUGCUCAGACAAGUACAUUUUUGAAAGAACUCAUGCCUCCUAACAUAAUUCUUGUUCAUGGUGAAUCGCAUGAAAUGGGGAGGCUCAAAAUGAAGCUUCUGACUGAGUUUGCGGAUUGCAACACCAAAAUUAUCACCCCAAGGAAUUGUCAGUCUGUUGAAAUGUAUUUUAAUUCGGAAAAGAUGGCCAAAACCAUUGGAAGGCUGGCCGAGAAAACCCCAGAAGUUGGUGAGACGGUCAGUGGUAUACUUGUAAAGAAAGGAUUCACUUAUCAGAUAAUGGCUCCUGAUGAUCUCCACAUCUUCUCACAGCUAUCCACAGCAAAUAUUACUCAAAGGAUUACUAUCCCAUACUCCGGUGCCUUAGGUGUGGUAAAGUUUCGACUUGAACAGAUAUAUGAGAGUGUCGAGUCAUCAACAGAUGAGGAGUCUGGGGUUCCCACAUUGCGAGUGCAUGAUCGAGUAACUCUGAAGCAAGACUCAGAGAAGCAUCUUUCAAUGCAUUGGACUUCAGAUCCUAUAAGUGACAUGGUAUCAGAUUCUAUUGUGGCACUCGUUCUAAAUAUCAGUCGAGAGAUCCCUAAGGUAGUCAUUGAAUCCGAAGCUGUGAAAUCUGAUGAAGAAAGUGGGAAGAAAGCGGAAAAGGUUAUUUAUGCACUGCUUGUCUCACUCUUUGGAGAUGUGAAAUUAGGAGAGAAUGGAAAGCUCGUGAUAGGCGUUGAUGGGAAUGUGGCACAUCUUGAUAUACAGGGUGGAGAUGUUGAGAGUGAAAAUGAAGGCCUCAAGGAAAGAGUGAGAACAGCGUUUCGACGAAUUCAAAGCGCUGUAAAGCCUAUCCCACUCUCUGCAUCUUAACAUGUCUUUUCUUCUAAUGUAUUUCCCAUCUCCACUAAACAUGUUCCUGGAUUUUGAUGGAAUUUUGGAAACCUUGAUUUACUGCAGUUUAUAAUUUGUAUGUUGUGUAGAAUGUAGAUUGUAAUGAACUGAAACUUUUCAGCCCUCUUUUUGUAUAGCUUAGCACUGAAUUAGACCAUGGAUACAUCAACCCUUCUUCCACAAUAUCUUU